Syngnathus typhle (broad-nosed pipefish) is the source of this 2007-nucleotide messenger RNA. Its product is annotated as lipase maturation factor 1-like. NCBI's taxonomy places the organism in Eukaryota, Metazoa, Chordata, Actinopteri, Syngnathiformes, Syngnathidae. Gene Ontology annotation, cellular component: endoplasmic reticulum membrane. The record is from RefSeq and is a predicted model, not a curated record. Gene Ontology annotation, biological process: protein maturation. Bases 13 to 1749 code for a protein of 578 amino acids. The transcript is spliced from 11 exons.
CGUACUAGCAACAUGGCGACUUCCUGUGAGAACGAUGGCGCGUCAAUAAGGAAAAGACGCCUGCGAGUUGGUUUAACAACCGAGGCGAAGUCUAGCGACGGCAGCAGCAGAAAAGAUGUGGCGAACACAGUUGAAGGGACCAAGAAAGAAAAACUUCAGCCUUUACAAACGGGGACUUUCUGGCUCACUCGUAUUGUACUACUGCGCUCCGUCUCCUUUAUUUACUUUGUGGCGUUCACUGUCGCUUACAACCAGAAUAAACAGCUGAUUGGGGAAAACGGUCUGAUGCCUUGCAAGAACUACCUCAAUAGUGUCAAACGCUACGUGGGAGGAAAGAUAGGCAUGGCUGCUCUGGCCUACACACCCUCCAUCUUCUGGUUCUUGGACUGGAGCAAUAUGGACGCCAACCUCGAUGGCAUUGCCUUGUUGGGAAUGACCUUCUCUGGUUUUAUUCUGGUGACGGGAAUGGCGAAUAUGGUGAUCAUGGGUUCCUUGUGGGUGCUGUAUCACUCCUUGGUCAAUGUCGGACAGCUGUGGUACUCCUUUGGCUGGGAGAGUCAGUUGUUGGAAACGGGAUUCCUGGCCAUUUUCCUGUGUCCUGUGUGGACUCUGUCCCAAGUCCCCCGCCGCUGCCCCCCUUCUUUUGUCUGCAUCUGGACUUUCAGAUGGCUAAUUGUCCGCAUUAUGCUUGGCGCUGGCUUGAUUAAAAUCAGAGGGGACAAAUGUUGGCAAGACCUCACCUGCAUGGAUUAUCAUUAUGAGACCCAGCCCGUUCCAAACCCCGUGUCUUACUACAUGCAUCGUUCCCCUUGGUGGUUCCAUCGCUUCGAGACUAUGUCCAAUCACUUCAUCGAACUAAUCGUCCCCUUAUUCACUUUCCUGGGCAGACGAAUGUGUAUCGUCAAUGGUGUGCUCCAGAUCCUUUUUCAGGUCGUUCUGAUAGUGAGUGGCAACCUCAGUUUUCUCAACUGGUUGACCAUUGUUCCCAGUCUGGCCUGUUUCGAUGACGCAUCUUUGGACUUUUUGUUUCGCUCCGAAAGCGGGGCCAAGAAAGCCGUUUUGAAGAUUCAAGAUGAGGAUAAAAAUGGACAAACACCUGAAGCCACUAAAGGAAUGCGAGUCCGUCAGGUGGUCAAUGUGUCUUUGGGCAUUCUGAUUGGCUGCCUGAGUGUUCCGGUCCUCAUGAACCUACUGAGUCCCAGACAGGUGAUGAACACCUCCUUUGACCCACUUCGCAUUGUCAACACCUACGGGGCCUUUGGCAGUAUUACCAAGGAGCGCACUGAGGUGAUUUUUCAAGGCACUCUGAGUGAGGAUCCAAAAGACCCGAAGGCAGUCUGGGAGGAAUACCAAUUCCUUUGUAAGCCAGGAGAUCCUUACAGACGGCCGUGCCUCAUUUCCCCGUAUCAUUACCGCCUGGACUGGCUCAUGUGGUUUGCGGCCUUCCAGACCUACGAGCAGAGUGAGUGGGUCAUUCACAUAGCAGGACGCCUGUUAGCUAACGAUAGCACAGUUCUUUCGCUCCUGGACCACAACCCAUUUCAAGACAGAGGGAUCCCCAGGUGGGUUCGAGGAGAACAUUUUAGAUAUAAAUUCAGCCAACCGGGCAGUACCAGUGCAGCUGAGGGUAAGUGGUGGCUACGAAAGCGCAUCGGUGCCUACUUCCCUGCUGUGGACCUUGCAGCACUCAGGGGGUACUUCCAGUCCAGGGACUGGCCACACCCACAUAUAUCAAAACGGAAAAACUAAGGACAUCACCGACUUUGACACACAGAGGAGGUAAAAAAAAAAAAGGUCUUCAUCAUAUUGUAAAAGUUAGGUGUGAGAACCUGAAUACAUAUGGGAUCAACAUUGUCCUGGUUUGUCUUUUUGUUUUUUAAACAUAUGCUGCAUUUGACCAAAAAAUGAAAUGAACAAAUAAGUCAAUUGAAACAUACAGUAGUGGUCAUGAACUGCAAAAUAUAUUGCAUAGAAUGGAAAUAAAUGUUGUAUAUACGUGUACAAAUA